Messenger RNA from Alligator sinensis (Chinese alligator), 2224 nucleotides. RefSeq names its product interferon gamma receptor 1 (gene IFNGR1). Gene Ontology annotation, molecular function: cytokine binding; cytokine receptor activity. NCBI's taxonomy places the organism in Eukaryota, Metazoa, Chordata, Crocodylia, Alligatoridae. Gene Ontology annotation, cellular component: membrane. The coding region runs from base 194 to 1504 and encodes 436 amino acids. The record is from RefSeq and is a predicted model, not a curated record. The transcript is spliced from 7 exons.
CCCCACCCCGCCCCUUUGGCCUGUGAUGUCAGCGGCGCUGCCCGAGGCCCGCUCUGUUAGUCGUGGUGGAACUCGCGUGCCAGCCUAACUGUCCGCGCGUCACGUAAUCAGGCGGGAAGUAGGGGGCGGGGCGGGCGGAGAGGGGUCGUGCUGUUGGUAAGGGGCUGGGGGUCGCGCGCCCCGCAGCGCCGCUAUGACGCGGCCUCGGGCCCGCGCCCCGAUGCUGCUCCUGCUCCUGCUUCUGCUCGUCGCGCUGCUGCCGCGCCCAGGCCUGGCCGGCUCCGGAUCCGCGGGGCGGCCGCCCCCAGUGUCUCCACCAACAAAUGUUGAAAUGGAAUCCUUCAACUUCAAGACUUUAUUGCGCUGGGAUUACUCAAGCAUGGUUCCAAAUGCUCGUUUUACUGUCGAAAUCAAACCCUAUCAAUUAGGGUACUAUGCGCAAAUCGGCAGCUGCGUGAACAUUUCACGUCAUCAUUGUGACCUCUCUGAGAACAUAACCGAUCCAUUGCUCUCACACUGGGCUAAAGUUAAAGCUCAUGUUGGUUCAGAAGAAUCCAGUUUUGUUGAAUCUAAAGAAUUUAUUCUGGCUAACCAGGGUAAAAUAGGUACACCUACACUGACUGUUUUAACUCAGGGCAAUGAACUGAAGGUUGAUAUCUUCCACCCUGCCUGUCUACCUGAGAAUCUUCUUGAGUCUUGUGAGGAAGUUGACUAUCUAGUGUAUUUUCAGGACCAUGAAAAUCAGACUAAAGAACUUAAGACAGACUUGGAAUCAUGUGAGGAGCAUAAAUGCAGUAUAAGCUUUUUAGUUCCUUCUACAGGUUUAACCUACUGUGUCUCAGCUAAAGUUAAUUCAUGGUGUGAAAUGCGUGGUGACCGGUCAAAUGAAACUUGUGUUCAUGUUCCUUUGAAACUUCAACUAGCAAAUAUUGUAAUUGGGGCUGCCACUGUCCUUGCUUUUGGACUAAUUUUGGCAUCAUACCAUGUUUACAACCAGCUAAAGAAGAAAAAUAUUAAACUUCCCAAGUCUCUGGUUGCUGUAGUAAGAAACCUGAACUCGCGCCACACCUUAGAAAUUAAACAAGAUACAAAGUAUAUCUCUGUCAUAACCUCAUCAUCAGCCAAGACGCCAGUAUGUGAUAAGGUAACUGCGAUAGAACAAGAAACUGGGACUUCUAGCCCCAAGGAUAGCUGUGAAGAAGCAUGCUCUGUCAAUUCCCAGGAAACAUCAAGCACAACAGAAGAGGGGAGCAUUCAAGAAAGCACUUCGCAGUUAUCUCCGAAUACUGAACAGAGUUCUGAUGUAAAAGAUAAUUAUUUUACUUCUAAUAGUAGCCAAAUGGAACUGCAUGAGGAGCUCUCUUCAAACUCCAAGCCUCCCACCACUGAAGUUCAAAACUCAAUGAACCAAAUCACGUUUUCUGGCUAUGACAAACCUCAUGUGCCCUUAGAUGUGCUCGUAGAUGUUGGGGAGCAGGAAUCUAUGAUUGAAUAUAGACACUAACUGCAAGGUUGACUGUAACAUUUAGCCACGAGUUGGGAAGAACAGCAUUACUGAGGACUACACAGUGUCACUUAUAAUCCUUGUAUUGACAUCUAGAAGUUUUGCAAACUUCACUGCAUGUGGGCUUUCCAGUAUAUGGAAAUCAGAAUCCUGAAAAUUAAGUGGGAAUCAUAAUAGAGAUUGAUGCUAAUGUAGCUGACAGCAUAACAAUUAGGUCUAGUAACCUGUCAAUUUUCAGAAGUAUGUAUAUAACACAGUUUUAUUGUCUGCUAUAGAAAUCAGUGCUUUGUUAAUGGUAGUGUACAAGUAAGGAAUUUUCAUACGCAUAAAGGCUUUGUGGAUAAAAGGCAAGUCAUUUUUUGCCGUCCUGGCCCUUUAUACACAUCUUCCUUCUCAAAAACAUUUAGCAACAAUGGGAAUCUUUUAGUCCCUUUGUCAUUACUAUUUUGGAGAUCAGCUUUCCUCUUUUAUAGAACAAUUGUCAUAUCAAAGAACUUUCCAGCACGUUCUAUCUUUGCUAAAUCUUUUUACAUUUAAGAAUCAUUUAUGUACUAUAUAUUGAUUUUGGAAUGUGACUAGAUGACCUAGACCAGAAUUGAUGGUAUCCUCUCUGGAACAACAACAAUCUCUAUAAGCUGGCAUUAAUCGAAACAAUGCAUACCACUUCAUAGUUUCAUAGUAGCUAGGGUCAGGAGGGACCUGAACAGAUCAUCUAGCCUG